AGACUCGUAGAAUGUCUGACCUGUGCCUCUGACGAUGUGCCAGUCGUACGUUCUGCAAAGCUGGCUUGCGGUCAUCGGAUGUGUCACGACUGCCUCAAAAGAGUGUUCGAGAUGUCUGUGAAAGACCCCGCACACAUGCCUCCCAGAUGCUGUACUAAUGACCAUAUACCUCUAAAGCACGUCGACAACCUGUUUGAUCUCAAAUUCAAAAUGCUGUGGAAUCGCAAGUACCAGGAGUACCACACCAAGAACAGGAUCUACUGUACGAACUCCAAAUGCGGAGAAUGGAUCAAGCCGAAACACUUCCACACGUCAUCGGGGCGCAAGUACGCACAGUGUCCUCGCUGUGCGACCAAAGUGUGUACGCUCUGUAAUGGAAAGAUGCACAAGUCCAGGGACUGCCCAAAGGAUCCCGAAAUAGCUCAACUCCUUGAGCAGGCGAAAGAGAAAGGAUGGCAGUCUUGCUACAGCUGUCAUGCCCUGGUCGAGCUUAAGGAAGGUUGCAACCAUAUUACGUGCCGCUGUACUGCAGAGUUCUGUUUUCUAUGUGGUUCAAAGUGGAAGACGUGC
Pseudocercospora fijiensis CIRAD86 is the source of this 570-nucleotide messenger RNA. RefSeq lists its product as uncharacterized. The record is from RefSeq and is a predicted model, not a curated record. The transcript has a single exon. NCBI's taxonomy places the organism in Eukaryota, Fungi, Ascomycota, Dothideomycetes, Mycosphaerellales, Mycosphaerellaceae. Gene Ontology annotation, cellular component: cytoplasm; ubiquitin ligase complex. Gene Ontology annotation, molecular function: ubiquitin conjugating enzyme binding; zinc ion binding; ubiquitin protein ligase activity. Gene Ontology annotation, biological process: ubiquitin-dependent protein catabolic process; positive regulation of proteasomal ubiquitin-dependent protein catabolic process; protein polyubiquitination. The annotation marks the transcript as partial.